This is a messenger RNA of Coccomyxa subellipsoidea C-169, 909 nucleotides long. RefSeq lists its product as hypothetical. The transcript is spliced from 6 exons. Lineage: Eukaryota; Viridiplantae; Chlorophyta; Trebouxiophyceae; Coccomyxaceae. The record is from RefSeq and is a predicted model, not a curated record. Bases 1 to 909 code for a protein of 302 amino acids.
AUGCCAGAUACUGUGCCUGUGCCAACAGUGGCCAUGGCUGGCACGGAUCAAGUCAUGGAUGUCUCCUACGCAAUCCAAGCAUUGGCACCACUCAUGCACAUGCACACCCUGGACUUUGCCGGGACAGGGCAUGACACCUACGUGCACACUGGGCUCCAAGCUCUGGCCUACCUGCGUAACAGGAGUGCGCUUAUCUGGCCGGCGCUGUGGAGCUUGGGCCUGAAGGCGGAGUUAUUGGAGCUCGUCUACAGGCUGCACCUGUCAAUGGCGUACCAGACCAGGCCGGAGUACCAUCAGGCCAUUCUGCUCAUCAACACCCAGCGCAUCCUUGUCCUGGCACCCAACAAUGUUUUCAAUGCGCGCGCCGUCUGCAUCAACCCCUUCAUCGAUCUGAGCACCAAGUACGAUGUUGUGCUGGCGACGACAAAGGCGGCAAAGAGGAACAAUGAUGACGUGGCAAUGAGUGUCCUACUGUGGGAGCUCUGCCAGAUACUGCUGCUGGGAGGGGGCGGGCCCACCUUCAAGAAGUCCAUCAUCGACCACAUCGUCCAUCAUGGGAUCACAUACACUACGCACUCUUGCAGCUGGGGCGGCCAUUUCAUCAUGGGACACAGGAGAGAGGUGAUGUGGCGAUGCGUGGGGGCAGCUGAAGGCCUGAAGGCACAGUCUGAAGGAGACGUCUUCAGCGCCUUUACCUCAGAAGAACACCUGCAAUCCCAAGUCAUCCAUGUCACCUGCGAUGCUUGCAUGCAGCUGACGAGGCCCAGCAAGAUCUCCCGCUGCCAGGCAUGCCUACAGGUCAAGUACUGCUCCACAGAAUGCCAGAUCUUCCACUGGAUGAGAGUGCACAGCACAGAGUGCCCUGCUGGCAACACACUGCCCAUCAUCGAGGAUCUGCAGCAGAAAUGA